Anguilla rostrata (American eel) is the source of this 3358-nucleotide messenger RNA. RefSeq names its product translocation associated membrane protein 2 (gene tram2). Gene Ontology annotation, biological process: SRP-dependent cotranslational protein targeting to membrane, translocation; protein insertion into ER membrane. Gene Ontology annotation, cellular component: endoplasmic reticulum membrane. The transcript is spliced from 11 exons. Bases 128 to 1234 code for a protein of 368 amino acids. The record is from RefSeq and is a predicted model, not a curated record. Lineage: Eukaryota; Metazoa; Chordata; Actinopteri; Anguilliformes; Anguillidae.
GACAUUGCGCGUGCGCGAAACGAUGCAAAACUUUCUAGAGUCCUAAACUUCGUAGCUAGCAACCACCAAACUACUUAGAAAGCUUUCGGGUACGGCAAAAUACAACAGCUGGCCAGCAGACGCAAAAAUGGCUUUCCGCAGAAGGAACAAAAGUUACCCAUUUUUCAGCCAGGAAUUUUUUAUUCACAAUCAUGCAGACAUCGUAUUUUGCUUGGUGGUAUUCAUUUUGGUUGGACUCAUGUUUGAGGCAACUGCAAAAACUGCAUUCCUCUUUAUCCUUCCACAAUACAACACCAGCACAUUACCACCUGAGGGGGAAAUGUCCUUAUAUCACUAUGGAUGGAGGGACUGUGUCACCAUCCUCUUCUACUUCCUCAUUGCCAUCAUCAUCCAUGCUGUGGUACAGGAGUAUGUGCUAGAUAAAAUAAACAGGAGACUCCAUCUUUCAAAGAGCAAGAACACCAAGUUCAACGAGUCUGGACAACUGUGUGUAUUCUACCUGGUGUCCUCUGUGUGGAGUUUUUACCUUCUUCUCUCGGAAGGAUAUCUUCUAAAUCUCAGCAGCCUAUGGGAGAAUUACCCUCACGUUCAUCUUAGAUUCCAGGUGAAGUUUUUCUACCUCUUCCAGCUGGCUUAUUGGCUUCACUCCCUGCCUGAACUUUACUUCCAGAAAGUGAGGAAGGAAGAGAUCCCUCGUCAGCUGAAGUACAUCAGUCUAUACCUGCUACACAUUGCAGUGGCCUAUCUAUUAAAUUUGACUCGAGUUGGGCUGGUGCUGCUCUUCCUGCAGUACAUGUCUGAGCUGGGAUUCCAUGUUUCUCGGCUCUUCUACUUCACUGAUGAGAGCCACCACAAGCUGUUCGAUGUGUGGGCGGUGGGCUUUGUAUUCACACGCAUGGUGAGCCUCACACUGCUGUUCCUGGCAGUGGGAUUUGGAUUGGCUCGAGUGGAGAGCCAAGGUCUGGAUUGGGAGGCUGGAAACUUUAACACACUUCUCAUCAGGAUGGUCGUGCUGCUGAUGGGGUGCCUGACGCAGGCCUGGCUGCUCUGGAAGCUGAUUCGCUUCCAGCUGAGACGCUGGCGCCAGUUCAGGCAGGAGCAGGCCGCCCGCAAGAGAGUGGCAGCUAAGCAGCCACCCCGCACCACCAAGAGAGACAGCGGUGGGCACGAGAACGGCACAAUCAAAGCGGAGAAUGGUGCCUCGCCACGACCCAAGAAGAUCAAAGCUCCUUAACCCUGCCCUCUGAUCUGACCGGUAUGAAAUGGGAAAUCAGCAGGUUAUUGGUUGUGCCUUCUGAAGCUGGCGCCCCGAGGCGAUGCCAUCGGUGCCCAGGUCAUGGGAACCAGGGCAUCACGUUGGGAGCGACGGCCAAUGUCCUUGACGGAUAUAUAUCAGUAUUUUUAUUUUUAUUUUUUUCUGAAACUCACACUAACUGUCUCUCACCUAAAUCUCCCUCAGUGCUUUCAGGAUGGCUGAGCUGUUCCUCUAAUAUACUGGGGGCCUUGCUCCUGUGUUACUGUGUUAUUCUGCAUACACGCAUGUCUCUCCCCGACCCCCAAAUUCCCCCUGCUUCAUAUCUCAACAUUGGCUCUGACGUAUUGAAGUGGCUUUGCUUUCUUGGCUCAGUAUUACUGGGGAAGGUGAACUGUGAGUGCAGCUGCUGCUGGGAUUGUCAGUGGCCCCUGAAACGAUGCCCCGUCAGUUCACAGACCGCUGCAACCUCUUAAGGGAUGGCAUACAGAAAAGCAGGUGUCAGCUCAGAAAUGGAGCAGAACUUGUCACAACAGAGUGGAUUGCACAAUCACCCCACACUCCUGCAGACUUCUUUACCAUUCCAACGCACCUCCUUCAUGCAUAUAAGACCAUGUUCUUCCAGUUAUGAACUGGGCUCAGGCUACACACCAUUUCAGCCAGGAUAUGGGACAGUAUCACAGAGUUCAGUCUCACUUGGAGACACAUAAAAGUUGCUUUGGAAAUGUUUAAGAGUUGACGUGCUUGAUUUAGAAUUCAUUGCAUCAGAAAAUAAUCCCCUUUUUGGAGUCUUUAGUCCAAGAAAAACAUGAUAUGUGGAUUGCUUCUACUUUUAAACUCAUGAAUUGUGUAAAAAUCACAAUGGAAUCAAACAUGUCAGAGCUUAAUAUCAUUUAUUAAGUAUUUACCUGUAGCAGUUCAGUGCCAAGCUAUUGACACAAAGUGAUUGAAAACAGUAAGUUGACUGUGAAAAAUAUAAAAACAGCUGAUUUUUUUUUCUUUACCUUAAUGAGAUGGGGUCAUCAGUCGGAAGUUUUAAGUAAAAAAAAAUGGAAAGAAAUUUUGUGUGGACAUUUUUUCCUCAGUUUCAUAAUUGUGUUCAUUUUCAGAAGCUGGUUUCAUACUUUGUAGGCUAUAUUUUUUUCCCCACACAGUUCAGUUACUUCACUAUAUAAAAUAUAUUUUAUUUCAAAUAAUGAUAGUUACAGGGAUAUGAUAGUUAUAUGCCAGGUUAGAUUUUGGUAAUAUUGUUAGAUUGGAUAGUUCAUGGAAGUUUUUUUGUUUUCCGGUUUAAAUUUCUGUGUUCACAUAAUGUUUACAUCCCAGAAAGUUGGUAGAGUAAUCACAUACAGCUUACACCAUGUUUCUAGUGUCUUGUGGGGCUCUCUGUUGCUUUCCAUGGUCAGCAUAUCAGGAAAUAAAUGCUCAUCAAAUUUCUGUCGAUUUGACAGACAGAGCCGCAGAAGCCUGCACAGAACAGGGACCAGACUAAAUGUUGAUAUUUGUACAACUGUGAAUCUGAUGCAACUCUGUAUUUGAGAUGGAAUUGCCCUUUCAUAAGUGAAUCCAUUUCUACUUAACAUCAAGAUAAGAAAUGAGCCACCUAGGAAUAAAUUAAAACAUACUGAAUUGGGUGUAUGUUGACAUGUUCCGGAUGGAGUAUUGAGCAAGGUUGGAAAUGACAGGGAUUGGUACAAAUGGGUGACCGUGCGACUCUUGAAAGUGCAGGGCUUCAGCUGCAGCUGCAGCCCAAAUGUGUACCUGCCCACUGUAGGACCAGUUAGUGUCACUUGCAGGUAUGCACAGAAGACAGGUAUGAGCACCACAUCUGCUCUUGGAAUUUUCCGGCCCAAUGUCUACGUAAUAACAUGUAUAACACAAAUUAAUCAAUAUGCCUGCCUGCCUGGGAAGAAGUUUUCAGAGAUGAUAUAUAAUUGGGGGAUUAUUUAUUUGACUUAAUUAUGCUCUGGUUCGACCAAUGUAUGAAAUAUUUUUUAUAAACUAGACUACAGAUUCAAUCUUCAAACUACAGUGCACUUUGGAGUUAAAGUUACAAUGUCUUAUCUUUUUAAUAAACUGUGAGUUCAGGCCAGUGAAAUAUUCUAA